GUCUAACUCUGGGAAUGCCUGGGCGGCCAGUCCCUGCUCCAGAGGCAGGCGCCGGCCGACGGCGCGCGCUGGGGGCCUCCGGCGCGGCCCUGCUGGCGGGCGCCGGGCCGGCAGCCGCGGGGGCUCGGAGCCUGGCGAGCAAGAUCCAGGCGGGGGACAUGGAGGUAGGCUUCUACAAGAUCACGAACAUCAACACGGCCAACAUGGACGAGUACAGGCAGUUCCCCCGGGUCUACCCCGCGUGCGCGGCCCUCAUCAGCCAGAGGGCCCAGAGGAAGCCUUUCAGCAAGGUGAGCGACAUCUUCGACAUCGACGACGCGCCAGACGGGUUUGAGGCCAUCAUGGCGAAAUACGUGAAGUAUCUGACCGUGGACCCCUCGGAGGCAGGCAAGAAGGUUCCGAACGGUCUCGGCUGAGUCCUGGAGCCUCUCUCCCUCCCCCUCCCCCUCCUGACGACGUGGGGGCUCUCUUCGGAUCUACCUGCUCCUUGCUCUGACGCCGUCAGCGCAUAGACGCAGGGCCAGAACGCUCUGCAAAGGAGCGCUGGCGAUAGAGAGCGUGAGAUUUUCGCAGCCUUCUCCGCAGUGGAAGAAAACCAUCGAGGCUUCGCAUACCCACCAACCCAGACGGUGUAUGGCAUGGAUUGGACAAUUCGUCCUUCAGAAUGCUCUUGCGAGCAGCUCGCUCUGCUGGUUCCCAGUCUGGCGAAGACCAAGCAGUGGUCAUUCCACGUUUGACGUUUGCUCUCCGCAACAGAGCUACUGCUGUGCACUUGUCCAGCAUGGUGCCAUAUUCAACGAACACACAUGUUUUUGAAAUCGUCUUUGGCGUAAAUAGUUGUUGGGAUAGUUAGGGCCGCUCAUCGUGGACAACUUCUUCCUGAGAAAAGCUGCUGCCGCCGCGUCGGUAUCGAAGCCGUCCAAAUUUCCAGCAAUUGCAGUAAUUGCGUGUUCUUCCAGUGUAGUGGUAGCUAUCUGCAGGAUUGGGAGUUCCUAGAACAUGAUCUCGGAUUGAUCUUAUCGAAGCGUUCGUUCAUCUCGUUCUCCAUGGUGGUGGCACGUAUGUGGAUGUCUCCAAUAUCGUUGGACACUGUGUUUUGCAAAUCCUCGAACUUGGUGGAUAUUUCGUCGAUUUGGGCUUUGAGCCGUUAUGUAGCUUCUUCCACGUCCAGGUGCCCGUCAGGGCGACCUGGAAUAGGAAUGCGAAGCGAUACUGUGUUGCUCUGCCUCGAAGCCACGAACAGCUGCUUGACGGGGGCACCUGAAGCAGGCAUGGGUGUGGAAUCGAAGUGUGGGA
This is a messenger RNA of Prorocentrum cordatum, 1296 nucleotides long. The record is from the annotation of a GenBank genome assembly. Lineage: Eukaryota; Dinophyceae; Prorocentrales; Prorocentraceae.